This is a messenger RNA of Anopheles cruzii, 1278 nucleotides long. RefSeq lists its product as uncharacterized. Bases 53 to 1114 code for a protein of 353 amino acids. NCBI's taxonomy places the organism in Eukaryota, Metazoa, Arthropoda, Insecta, Diptera, Culicidae. The record is from RefSeq and is a predicted model, not a curated record. The transcript has 2 exons.
UCGGCGGAACACCUGAACCGGAAGCCAAUCCCUCGGGCGAGCGAUCAGCAGCAUGGUGAUAUCAGCCGAUCAUGAGCGCAACGGAAUCGCAGAUUUCUUCACGCAAGUUGACCCUGAAGUGCGAAAAGUUACGCUCGCCAUUGGGAACAUCAUCUCGAAAAACUCAAUCAAAGAGAUUACGUUGGAAAAGUCGUUAAACGUGAUGAUGGAACAUUGCCGCGAUGCCGGAUCGCUGCUGGCCAAGAACAUCGUGAAACCGGAGUACCUUUACAAGUACCUUCAAACCUACAACAUCAAUUUACCGCAGGACAGUACAAAAGCGACGCUGAUCGAGCAUUGCUUGCUGCUCUGGAGACGGAAGUAUGGUUCCAGUGGGGGGGAUACCUCGAACAUGCCGUCGUCGUCGGAUCUCCCGGGUCCGUCGUCACAAUCGUACGGUUUUCAUUCACCGUCGGCUGAUUCGAGCUCUUCCAGCACGGCUACGACCCUGCAGAGUCAUAUCGACGAUUACAAUGCCCUGGCCGCUUCUACGAAUGGAGUUUUCUUCAACGAAAACACUAACGGGCCCGGCGAAUCGGGAUCGGAUCCGCCCGGUCUCGAGCAGUAUCCGGUCAAUUUGCUAGCUCUCGACUACACGGUAUGGUUCUUUCUCAAGUGGAACCGCAAUUCGUUGGAUGAAAGUGCCUUCUGGUUGGAUGCCAACUGCACGGUAUCGCUGGAGAUUAGCGAAACGCAGCAGGGCACCGAGCAGGUGUGCGGCCCGCAAGACAUCAUCAACUUGAUCCUAAGUCUUAAGUUCCAGUACAGCUUUCAGCUUGUUCCGAACAUCAUGUUUGACGGGUGCCAAGGGCGUAUCGUUGAGUCGGGCGUAGUAGCACUGUCCUGUGGCGUGGUGUACAACAACCAGCCCGGACCAGACAAUCGGUACGUGUGUCUGGGAGAGUUUGAAACCCUCAUCGGAUUGCGACGGGACCCCAUGGAAAACAACAACUGGAAGAUACGAAUGCUAAAGCUCUACAUUAGGUACAAACCGGUGGACAACCUACCGGCGUUAGGGAAUAGUAAAAUGCUCAGCAGCUGUCUUAUGAUUCCGUUAACGAUGGAUACAGUCUAGGGUCCGGUGAAGUGCUACUAAAUUCGGAAGCUCAGCUCAACACGGCGGCGUAUCUCAUAGUGAACCCGUUAGCGAUCGUUGCCAUUAAGCCGGUUCAUCAUGCCAUAUCGAGAUGUAUUUUUUGUGAAAGGGUGCAAAAUGCUGUAUUAUAGUGAUUCGAUAGG